AUUAUUGUUUCACAACAAUAACUAAAUCGGCUCAUGUUGUCACUGUUCAAUGUUCAGCACAAACAACACCAAAUCAUAUAUUAGAUAAAUUAAUGCAAUAUUGUAUUUGUGUUGUAAGUACAACGUCGAAAAUGUCUAGUGGACGUGUAUUACGACCGAAAGAAGGUGAACAACUUAUUUUAUAUUUACGUGAUCUUAAUCUACCAAAACCAGAUAAAUGGGGAUCAUGUCAAUUGAUUGCAUUUUUACAACAAAUACUUACUUAUCAAGGAUAUUAUGAUUCCAGUAGUUUAGAAUUUAUUGGUAUUGAAGGAAUUCAAUUUGUUGGCAGUUUUACACCAUCUUCCAUAUCAAUGGGACCUGGACGUUAUACCCUAUCGAAACGAUUCACAUCAGCAUUACGUUUAACUGUAAUAAAUUAUCCUGACAAAGAUCAGCUGAUCACUAUAUACGACUGUUUAUUACAAGCGGUAAUUUUUUCCAAAUUACAAGUUAACAAUCCAGCUGCGCAUAAAACACUACUGAUUAAUCCAGCUAGAAUACACAAUAUGUCCACCAUAAUGAUUCAAACAUUAACCGAAUUACAACAGAAAUUUCGUGCUGAUGAAUAUGCACAUUGUGUAUUCACGCCUCAUUUAUUAACUCAAUGGAUCACAGGAUUGUUACGUUAUGAUUUAAGCGUAUCAAUGAAUUAUUAUCUAUGGGCAGUAUUUGGUUAUGAAGCAAAACGUUUAUUUCGUGAUUGUGUACCCGGGGAAAAUGCACGUCAACAAUUCGAUGCACUGUUCCAAAAAAUUCUUUGUAAUAAUUUAAAUGCAAUUGAUCCGGUGGACGAUAUGCAUAAUAAACGAAAAAAACAUGACUGGGAAUCCAAUGAAAAGCAUGAUGAUGAAGUACAAAUCACCUUGAAAAUGGCCACAGAAGAUUUUGAAUCGAUAGAAAAUGAUGUAGAACGAAGCAAACAUUUAAACAAUCAUCAUCAUGCUAAUGCUAAUAACGAUGACGAUCAUCAUCUUCUGAAACAAGCCGUGUGUUGUUGGUUUGUCACAUGGAGUGGUAAGCAUCAAUCACCACCGAAUAGUCCAAUGCCAUUGUAUGGUCGACCGCUGGGAUCGAUCACGUAUACACCGAUGAAAGAGAUCAUUUUGAAAGCAAUCAAACAAUUAGCUAGAGAGAAAUCACCACAAGCUGAAAAUUGGAUAUUAUUCCCAGAUUUCCUAGAUUACAUAUGUCGUAUUGAUCGUGUGCUUAGUCGACCGUCAGGAUCAUUAUUACUAGCCGGUAGAUCUGGUAUAGGUCGUCGAUCUGCUCUCAGUAUCGUUGCUCAUAUGCAUCAAUUGAAUAGUUUUCGUCUAUCGAUCGGUCGUAAUUAUCAAAUGCGUCAAUUUAUGAAUGAUUUAAAAAUAGUCUGUCAAUCAGCUGGCAUUGAAAAUCAACCAACUUUGUUAAUCAUUGAAGAUUAUCAAUUGAAAAAUGAUUAUUACUUAGAAAUUAUUAAUAGUCUGCUGGCAUGUGGUGAAGUAAGCAGUUUAAUUAGUGCUGAUGAAUUAGAAACGCUUAUUGCAUCGAAUGUUACAUCAAAGAGUGGUGAGAAUUUCAAGGAACAAGCAGCUGAAGCUGGACAUCGGGGACCAUUGACAGCAUUCUUCGCCGAACGUAUACAUAGAAAUCUUCAUGUCGCAAUUAUAUUAGAUAUAGAUGACAAUGAAUUAUUCAAUCAUUGGUUACAAUCUAAUCCGUCGUUUUAUAAAUAUUGUUCUGUACAAUGGAUGGAUUGUUGGUCUAAGUGUAGUUUAUUUCAAAUCCCGAAAUUAUUAAUACCGAAAUUGUGUAUACCGAAAAAUGUAAAGAAUUUUGCUCAAGCCUGUAUUAAUAUUCAUCAUUCUGCACCUUAUCCACAAAUGAUGUCACCGACACCACGUCAUUUCAUGUCACUGUGCACUACUUACGCUAGACUGGAACAAAGCCGUCGACAAAAAUUACAAUCCGAAGUGGAACGGUUGAAUAGUGGAUUAAUUAAGUUGAAAGAAGCACGUGAACGUGUAACACAAUUGAAAAAACAUGCAGUUGAACAAGAUACACUAUUAGUUGAAAAACAAGCGGAAGCUGAUAAAGCUUUAGAACAAAUCAGUGCUGCAAUACAGGGUGCAGCUGAACAGCGAUCAGAAAUGGAAAAAUUACAAAGUCGUACAACUGAUGAAUCUAUUCGUUUAGAACGUCGGAAAUCCGAGAUCGAUGCAGAACUCAAUGAAAUUGAACCAUUACUUCAUCAAGCUAGAUCGGCUGUUGGAAAUAUUAAAUCAGAAUCUUUAUCGGAAAUACGAGCAUUACGUGCACCACCAGAUAUUAUACGUGAUAUCUUAGAAGGUGUUCUAUUACUUAUGGGUAUACAUGAUACAUCAUGGGUUAGUAUGCGUGGAUUUCUAGCGAAACGAGGAGUUCAAGAGGAAAUAUUGAAUUUUGAUGUUAGAAAAAUUACACCGGAAUUACGUCUUAGUGUUGAACAGUUGUUAGCAAAAAAUCAAGAGUCGUUUGAUCCACGG
Schistosoma turkestanicum is the source of this 2543-nucleotide messenger RNA. The record is from the annotation of a GenBank genome assembly. NCBI's taxonomy places the organism in Eukaryota, Metazoa, Platyhelminthes, Trematoda, Strigeidida, Schistosomatidae.